Molecule: messenger RNA, 5050 nt
Organism: Gopherus evgoodei (Goodes thornscrub tortoise)
Lineage: Eukaryota; Metazoa; Chordata; Testudines; Testudinidae
Gene: CNTLN
Product: centlein
Exons: 26
Coding region: 277-4203 (1308 amino acids)
Biological process (GO): centriole-centriole cohesion; protein localization to organelle
Cellular component (GO): centrosome; centriole
Source: RefSeq, a predicted model, not a curated record
CCUAUGAGCUGUCGAAAACGAAGAGAACCUUCCAACCGCUCCUCCCCACCGCUUGCUCUUUCGCUGUCCGUUAAACUGACGUCGUCGUCAUCAUCGCGCUGCGUCCUUCUUUCUGCGGUUUCCGGCGCCGCCCGCGCACGUUCAAUGGAGGGGAAAAAAAGGCAGAAUAGUUUAAUGUGUUUGGUUUAGGGCAACUUUUUUUUCUGGAGCGGGCGGGCGGGCAGAUGGGGUGCAACCCCUUCCCCUAGGCCGAGACCGGCGACCUGCUCCCCGGGCAUGGCUUCCAGCAAACGCAAGGAGCCGCUCCCGGCGGCAGCGGCAGCAUCUCGGGUCCUGGAGCUGGAGGAAGAGCUCAGGCACCUGGCGGAGGAGCUGAGUCAGUGCCAGGCUGAUAAAGAAUUUGUAUGGUCUUUGUGGAAACGCCUCCAGGUGGCAAAUCCGGAUCUUACACAAGCGAUCAGCUUGGUGGUGGAAAGAGAAAAGCAGAAAGCUGAAGUCAAGGACAGGAAAGUAUUAGAAAUUUUGCAAGUCAAAGACAGCAAAAUACAGGCACUGGAACAGAGGGCAUCAGGACAACAACAGGAGAUUAACAACCUGGUACAGAGAAAAAUUGCUGUAGAUGAGGAAAAUGCUCUCUUGAAGAAUGAAUUCAGUAAUUUGCAGCAGAAAUUUAAAGAUAAAAGUCAAGAACUUAAGGACACUAAGGAGCGUGCACAGAAGAAAGAAGAGCAAAACAGACUGGUUAUAAAAAAUCUGGAAGAGGAAAAUGAGGGAUUAAAUACACGCUGCGCUGACCUGCUAAAUGACCUGGAGAAACUGAGGAAGCAGGAGGCACAAUGGAGAAUAGAAAAAUCUGGUAUUGAUGCCAAAAUAAAGAAUUUGGAAACUGAUUUAACAGAGGCAAGAAAGCAAAUGGAAGACUUGACCACCAAAUGCAGUGACCUGUCAUCACAAGUGGUUGUUAAACAGACUGAAUUAACACAAAAGGAUUGUGAUGUGGCCAGAGUUAGGAAGGAGUUGCAGGACCUGCAGAAUCUUUACAAACAAAACACAGAACAUACAGCACAGCAGGCAGAGCUGAUCCAGCAGCUUCAGGCUCUCAAUAUGGAUACGCAAAAAGUACUGAGAAAUCAAGAAGAUGCUCACACAGCUGAAACUAUAUCAUAUCAAAAACUUUACAACGAAUUGACUAUAUGUUUUGAAACUCGGAAAGCAAGUGAGAUUCAGCUCCAGCAAAGUCAUGCUUCUCUUCAGGGUCAGCUACUGGAAAAAGAACAAAAGAUAAAGUGGCUGGAAGAGCAACUACAGCAGGCCCGAGAGGCCUUACAUCCAGCACAUCAAGAUUCUCAUCCAAAACACAGGGAACAGGAAUUUCAACAACCUUCUUUAAAUGAGCUAGAGUGUCUUAUAGCAUCACAGAAAUUUGAAAUACAGUUUUUGCAGGAAAAAUUGAAAACAGCAAAUCUUAACCUAGCAAAGCAUAGCUUUUGCAGCACAGACCUCCCUGAAAGCAAAACCGUGAAGUCUGGAAGAAAGCAUGAGGAACCACCUGUGAAACGUUCAAGGUCUCUGUCCCCAAAGAGCUCUUUCAGAGAGUCAGAGGAGCUAAGGCAGCUUAAAAUAGCUGAAAAGAAGAUUGAAAACUUAGAGAAGACACUGCAACUAAAGACCCAAGAAAAUGAUGAGCUAAGAAAAGCCCAUGAAAAACGCAAGGAAAGGUUGCAGAUGCUACAGACCAACUACAGAGCAGUAAAAGAGCAAUUAAAGCAGUGGGAAGAGGGCUACAGCAACAGAACUGAAAACACUAAAAGCAAACACCAGCGUGCAGAUCCCCACCGGCUUCGCCAAGAAGAUUCUGAUGCUGUCUGGAACGAGCUGGCAUAUUUCAAAAGGGAGCAUAAAAAGCUAUUGAUUGAAAAAUUGAAUCUUGAAGAAGAAUUAGAUCAGAUGAAAGUACGUAGAUCUAUGGAUAAGGCUACAAUACAAGAACUGAAUCUGUGUCUGCAACAAGAAAGGGAAGAACUACUCUUUAGACUUGGUGAAGAUGAUGGGGUCAAGAACAGUACUCCAAAGAAGAAUGUGAAAGAAAUAACAGAUCAGACAUUACAGAAGGUGUGCCAGCUGGAAAAGAAAUUUAGAGCUCUUGAAAGGGAAUCAAAGAAGCUGAAAGAAAUAAACAAACAGUUAACUCAAGACAAAAAUGAUCUGAAAGCAUCUAUAAAAUGUCACAAAGAAGAUGCAGACACAAAAGAGAGGGAGUUAGAGAAGCUACUGAAGAAGCUUCGAGAAAUAAAGAAAGACAAAGCAGAUCUUCAGUUAGUUUCUGAUGAGCUGGAGAGAGAAGUUACCUCUCUGAAGAGGCAAGUGGCAGAAGCGAACAGGUUGAGAAAUGAAAAUGAAGAUCUGUUCUGUGAGGUGCAGCAGUUGAAAAAUUCACUGGACAAAGCCAAAGCAGUGGGUACCAUGGCCACUGUAGGAGCAACCCAUGGGCAAUGUAAUUGUAAGACAGCAGGAACCAAGGUUAAAUUAAAAGCAGCCAAGAAAAAAAGCUCUCUGGGACGUCACCAAGCUUUUCUCAAUCAGUCUAUCAAGGUUAUGAGCAAUGUAUUUGAGAACUUCAAUAAAGAUGGCUGGGAGGAUAUGAGUGAAAGCAGUGACUCUGAAAUACCAACUUCUGAAAGCUUGGGAUCAAUAAUUAUGAAAACAGUCCAAACCGUUGAUUCACUAACAGACACAAAUGGUCAACAGGAAAAAUAUCAAAUACAAGAUAAUCAGAUGGUCCACAAUAUUGCACAUUUAGAAGACAAGAGCCAACUAUAUCACAAAAAGGGCAACACACAGAACAAGGACAUUGAAAAAUUACAUUCCCAAAGGAGGAAGAUCAGUCCUCUCAUAACAGCUCAUCCAUCAGUUAUAAACAAAGUAAACAGAGAGAAAAGAAGAAAUAUUGUGGUCCAGAAACCAGGCUGCUCUGUUUUAUUGCGGGAACGAAUUAAGUCAUUGCAGCAGCAGAUAGCUGUUCUGCGGAAUGCAAAAAGGACAGCAGUAUCUUCGGUCAAAGAAUUUAAGGAAGUCAAUGAAAAACUAACAUCUCAACUACAUCUGGCUGAUCAAAGAUUUCAAACCAGCAGACGAACAAUACAGACAUUGACCUCCGAUCUGGCUGAGUUGCAACGAGAGAGAGAAGAUUUCCAAGGAAAAUUAGAGCAUCUGGCCCAAGCUACCAGGUUGAAAGAGGGUCUAUCUCCUGUGACUUCUAACCAAAUUGAAGUCCCACCACCUACUUCUUCAAAGAACACAGAUUUGGAGAUGAAGCAGCUGUAUUGCAAACUGAAGAAUGCAAAUAAUGAAAUCACUAAACACUCAACCACUAUUAAGUCUCUGAAAAAUGAAGCCCAGGAAAAAGAAGAAAGGAUGCGGGAACUACAGGAAAAGGUUUCUCGAAUGGAAAGGGACAUAAAUAUGAAAAGACAUUUGAUAGAAGAUUUAAGGUCUCGUCUGAAAGCAUACCAGGAAACUGAAAAAACCUUUAAUGAAACAUUAGAAAGUUUUGAGAAAAAGGUAAAGACAUUGACUGAAGACUGUUCAAACAAGAAAACAUCAAUUGAUUCACUAAAGCAAAGGCUUAAUGUAGCUACAAAAGAGAAAUCACAGUAUGAACAGAUGUAUCGCAAGGCAAAAGAUGAGUUGGGGAAAAAGGAUCUCAAGCUUACCAAUCUAGAAGGUAAAAUGAUUGAAGCUGAAUGUGCCAUGACUGAACUUGAGACUACUGCAUCGCAGCAACUCCAUGGCUUGGCAAAGCAAAGUGGGCAGGCACUGGAAGUAGUGCAGAAGAAAAUGCUGCUGGCCAAUGACAAAGUGGAAGAAUUCAUAACAUUUGUGAAGGCCUUAACCAAAGAGUUACAACGUAAUGUACAGGAGCUGAGAAUGCGAAUCAGACAUGCUAAAAAAAUACAAGAGAGAGAAUGUAACAGGUAUCUUUCCAAAGAGUCUGUUCACCGAGCCCAGUCGUUGGCAGCAUCUAUCCUUAAUAUUUCAAAGACUGACCUAGCGGAGAUGCUAGAUACAGAAGAUGAUGAGGAAACAGAAAGAGCUAAAAUGGAAGUUGAAAAGGAUAAGGAAUGGCUGUGUUACAUACAGAAACUUCUUGAAGGACAGGCAUUACAUGAGACAGAGAAGAAGUUAACACCAUAUUUGUACUAGCUACCUUAAUGGAUGAAAAGAAUCUGGGGAAAACCAGCACAGAUCUUCACAAACGUAUUAAUUAAAUUAUUGAGUCAGUCUGUAUGCUUGGUAGAGUGAAAAGGAUCCAUUCUUUCAUACCUCUUAGGAAAAAGGGAUUUUUUAUUAUGUGCCUUUAAAGUCAGUAGUUGAUAUGGACACCUGAGGAGUUCAUGGGUUUCAGUGACCUUUUACUAUGGACCUGUUUCCAGUCAAUUCAUGUUUUCCUCACAGCAAGACAGCUGUUUAUUACCGUGUCUUCCCGCAUUCUCUACAAUAUUUUCUACUGAGACCUCGAGCAGCUUGUUAGUGGGAAGUAAAUAUUGAUUUGGCAUCCUGUCAAUGCAGAAAGAAUGAAAAAAUUUCCACCAGAGGCCCCUCAAACAUUUUCCUAUCGACAUUUUCUGUGCAAAGUGGAAGACUGCAUAGAGGAUGACAAGGCUGAGACUAGUUGAAAUCCCUGAGGGGUCCUCUGAGACCGCCGCUGUGACCUGUGUGAUACUUUUUCUUCUCUUUCAAGUCUUUUUUUUUAAUACAGACAUAGUCUGCUGGGAUGCUCUCCUCUUGUAAGUGAUCAAGGGCAGUUUAUUGGCAGGUGAGAGCCCUGCUUUUCUAGUUGUAGUCAGUUGUUGUUUGGAAAUCACUGACAACAUCCACUGGAUCUUGAAACUUUUUUAUUAUAUUUAAUUACCUUCUGAAUAGUGAUUACAUGCAUCUAAUAUCUGAAAUCAAAUAUUUGGUUUAUAAAUGUAAAUGUAUAUGCAGUAGUGUGAGUGCAUAAACUGUAUACUUCAUUUCUAAUAAGAAAGCAGAUAAUUAAAAAUAUUUU